UGUCGACAAUUUUUUUUGUUUACUUAAUAGCGCUAUGUCUAAUAAUAACAAUAUUAACAUUAACGAAAUACAAAGUGAAGAAAAUAUAAAAGAAUGUAUUAAUUGGAUUGAAGAAGCUCUUACUAAGGAAUAUUUUAAAUACUACGAAUUCGAAAAUUUUAAACAUAUUCAAGAAAUUGGUUCCGGAACAUUUGGAAAAGUUUACCGUGCAAAUUGGAAAAAUUUUGAACAUUAUUUAGCGUUAAAAUCUUUUUUUAAGCCCAGUAAUAUCACCAUAAAAGAAAUUGUUAAUGAGCUUAAACUUCAACGAGAUGUAAAUUUUCAUGCCAAUAUUAUUCGAUAUUACGGAAUUACAAAACUUGAAUCAGAAAAUAAAAUUGAUCAAACAAAAAAUUAUUUGUUGGUUAUGGAAUGCGCAGAUGGUGGUACUCUUCGAGAUUAUUUGAAAAAUAACUUUAAUAGACUUACCUGGAAACAUAAAUAUAACUUGGCUUACCAAUUAGCUUGUUCUGUAUCAUUUCUGCAUGAUGAAGGGAUUGUUCACCGAGACUUGCAUUCCUGUAAUGUGUUGGUUCAUCAGAAUUCCAUCAAGUUGGCGGACUUUGGGCUAUCAAAAAGGAUUGACGAGGCAUCUAAUUCAAAAUCAAAAUUACUUGGUAUGGUGCCCUAUAUUGAUCCAAAAAUAUUAUUGUUCAACAAUUUAAAAUUAAAUGAGAAGAGCGAUGUAUAUAGUAUUGGCGUAUUGUUAUGGGAAAUAUCAAGUGGGAACCCACCAUUUCAUGAAGAAUCAAAUAAGUCUAGUUUAAUGUAUGAAAUUUUGUAUGGUCGAAGAGAAAAGAUUAUUCCUAAUACUCUUAAUGAUUAUUCUAAUCUCUAUACUGAAUGUUGGAAAGGUAAACCAAACAAUCGACCAUUCAUGCAUGAAGUUGUUGAUAGGUUAGAAAAUUUUAUUUCAAAUUUAAAUAGUGAUAUUUCAUCCGAGAAUUCAAGCAUAAUAGUUAAUGAAAUAAUUGAUCUCAUUUUUAAGGAAGUUAAUAAAAGAAAUGUGUCAAAACCACAUGUUCUUGAUUAUAUUACUAAUCAUAGUAUAAAUUCAAAAGAAAUUUAUAAUAGGUUAUUAAAUAAUCAAAAUACUCCGAAUUUCAUUUUUUUACUUGGAUAUUUUAAUUAUGUAGGAAUUGAAACAAUUAAGAAUCAUGAAAAAGCAUUUAAUUUAUUUAUAAAUGCAUCUGAAGAGGGUCAUAUGUUAGCAAAAUAUUUGGUUGGACAUUGUUAUGAAUUUGGAGAUGGAAUUAUAAGAAAUGAUAAGCUUGCUUUUGAAAAUUAUGAAAAAUUGGCUAAUAAAGAUUAUGCAAUAGGACAAUUUAAAUUAGGUUGGUUUUACAAAAAUGGAUUAAGUGUUAAAAAAGAUUCAAAAUUAGCUGUAUAUUGGUAUGAAAAAGCUGCAAAUAAUGGAAAUUUGAUAGCUAUGUCUAAUCUUGGCCAUUCAUAUAAAGAUGGAAAUGGUGUUAAUAAAGAUAACCAAAAAGCUUUUGAAUUAUUUAAAAAAUCAGCUGAAGGAGAAUUUUCAGGUGGAAUAAUGAUGUUAGGAUAUUGUUAUGAACUUGGUAUUGGAAUUGAUAUUGAUAAGCAAAAAGCAGCUGAAUUAUACCAAAAAGCUGCAAAUUUAGGACAUAAGGCAGCACAAUAUAAUCUAGCAUUGAUGUAUGAAAAAGGAAACAGUAUUGAAAAAGAUUUGAAUAAAGCAAUUUAUUGGUAUGAAAAAUCUGCUAAUCAAGGAGAUAAAGAUGCUCAAAAUAAAUUAAACAUACUCAAAAUUUAGAAACAAUUUAUGUAGAUUAUUUAAAAAAUAUGUUCGUUUUAUUUACAUAGAAAAGUAACAUU
Messenger RNA from Rhizophagus irregularis DAOM 181602=DAOM 197198, 1884 nucleotides. RefSeq lists its product as uncharacterized. The record is from RefSeq and is a predicted model, not a curated record. Lineage: Eukaryota; Fungi; Glomeromycota; Glomeromycetes; Glomerales; Glomeraceae. Gene Ontology annotation, molecular function: protein kinase activity; protein binding; ATP binding. Gene Ontology annotation, biological process: protein phosphorylation.